AUCUUUCAUGCACUUAUAAGUAGUUUUAACAUAAAAAUUUAUCAAAGCUUCUUUAAUUGUGUCGCUUAUUUCUGCUCUUGCUAGAAGUAUAAAGGUUGAGAUCCUUUUGAUCAUCUGAGUAGUCAGAUCGCUAUCAGAUUUUUCGAAAAAAAAAUAAAAAUCAACCAGCAAUAAGAAAGUACAAAAUAAAAUGUAUGUGAAGUUGAGUAAUUGUUGUAUGGUUCUCUUUGAAUCGAAGUGAAAAAAAAAAUGGGUAGGAUGAGUUGAGACUUUAAAUUUGUUUUUCACUUAUGAUUGCAUUACAAACCAAAUAAUUCAAUUCAGAUCAAGAAGAGAUUAUUGAGAAUUUGGCUCCGCAAUCUAAUGUUAUUUUGAGAUUUAUCGAUUUAACGGCAACUCCUCCUAGGCCCUUAUCCUUACCAGGUCCUAUUCCAAGCAAAUUGAGGUUCUCCACUACUGGAAAACCGUACGUGGAGAAGUCUCAUCCAGACUUAUCCAAUGAACCAAGGGAUAUGAUUGCAAAGCAGCGACAGAUUUCCUCAAAUGGCAAGCAAAUUCAAGCUAUUUCUAGAAAGACAGCAGCUGAUAGAUGAUAUGAAUGGGAACAGAAUCCAGACGAUUUCAAAUUUUCGAAAUCCUCGAGAGAAUGUUUCAUCAGAUUUAGAGGAGUUUCAGAUUCAGGUGUUUUACUAAUGAAAAAUAAGUGCAAGAUUAAAUGAUCCGGCCCUAACGAGAAAAUCCACCCCCAAAGAGAAAUAUCUCAGAAUAGGAUCAUAAUAUAGAGAAGCCUUUUGUUUUUACUUGGAUCAAAUGACCCUGCUUUAGUUGUUUCAUUUGUUUCGCUGCAACAGUUUUUUUUUUUUUUCUUACUCUUUAUUUUUCCGAGGGACUUUAUUAAACAUGUAGCUGGAACAAACACUUUAUGUAAAACAAUCUUAACUCAAGAAUAAUCAAAGAUGCUUUCCUCACAGCUCAAGUUACCAUGUGUGAAAAGCUCUCAAACUUAGCCAGAUCCAGUCCUAUAAAUUGAAUUCAGCCUUGCAAAUCCACCAUAAUCAACCCAUCAUCAGCAUAAUGGCUUCUCUGCUGCAACUCUGCUCGCUUUUCCUUACAUGUCUUCUCAUCUGUUCAGCUUCAUCAAACCAAACCCCAAAGCAUUAUGUUGUAUAUAUGGGAAGUUCAUCUGAAGAAAAUAAUGAAGCUGCAGAAUCAGAUCAUCUGCAGUUACUGACCUCAGUUAUUCCAAGGGAGGACAAGGAAAGAAUAUCACUUAUAAAUCAUUACAAUCAUGCCUUCAGAGGAUUCUCUGCAAUGCUCACAGAGGAUGAAGCUUCCGACCUGUCUGGGCGUGAUGGGAUUGUGUCUGUGUUCCCGGACUCGGUUCUUCUACUCCAUACAACACGCUCCUGGGAUUUCCUAGAGGGAAAAUCAAGCGCAAGGUUUAGGCAUAGAUCAUACCAGCAUAAAUCAAGUUAUGAUGUCAUAAUUGGGAUGAUAGAUGGAGGCAUUUGGCCUGAAUCUCCAAGUUUUAGAGAUGAAGGAAUGGAAGAAAUACCUACAAGAUGGAAAGGAAUAUGCAUGGAGGGACCAGACUUCAAAAAGUCUGAUUGUAAUAGGAAGUUGAUAGGAGCAAGGUACUACAAUGUCCCGCACACAUCAAAUGGUAAAAAGACCACACAGAUGAGACUUGUCAAGUCUCCAAGGGAUACUGUAUGGCAUGGGACCCACACUGCUUCCAUUGCAGCUGGUGCCCAAGUCGUCAAUGCUAGUUACAAUGGCUUGGCUCAAGGGACUGCCAGGGGUGGUUCACCCUACGCUAGGAUUGCAGUUUAUAAGGCAUGUUCGGAAGAUGGUUGUCCUGGUUCCACCACAUUGAAGGCAAUCGAUGACGCGGUUAAGGAUGGUGUUGAUAUUAUCUCCAUUUCUAUUGGGAUGAGCUCUCUAUUCCAGUCUGAUUUCUUAAAAGAUCCCAUAGCUAUUGGAGCAUUUCAUGCAGAGCAAAUGGGGGUCAUGGUUGUAUGUUCAGGAGGAAAUGAGGGGCCUGACCCUUUCACUAUCAUUAAUGCAGCACCAUGGAUUUUCACUGUCACAGCCUCUACUAUUGAUAGAGAUUUCCAAUCUACAGUGCUUCUAGGGAAUGGAAGAACCUUUCAAGGAUCUGCCAUCAAUUUCUCAAACCUCACCCACUCCGAGACCUAUCCUCUUGCAUAUGGAAAGGACAUUGCUGAUAAGUUCAGCCCAAUAUCAGAAGCAAGGAGUUGUUAUCCUGGAUCUUUAGAUCCGGAAAUGGUGAAGGGCAAGGUCAUUGUUUGUGUUGACACUUUCCCAUUUGUAUCGAGGGAAAUCAAGAAAUUAGUAGCGGAAGAUGCUCAAGCAAAAGGACUGAUUUUGAUCAAUGAAAUGGAAAAAAGUGCUCCUUUUGAUUCAGGUGCAUUUCCAUUCACUGAAGUUGGAAGCACUAUAGGAUAUAAGAUCCUUAAGUACAUUAAUUCUAACAAGAAUCCAACUGCAACUAUCCUUCCUACAGCUGAUAUUCCAAGACAUAAACCAGCACCUGUCGUGGCAUAUUUUUCAUCAAGAGGUCCUAGUGUGCUAACAGAAAACAUUCUCAAGCCUGAUAUAAUGGCCCCCGGAGUUGCCAUUUUAGCUGCAGUAAUUCCAAAAGUUGAAGAAGGGAGUGCUUUGAUUGGUAACAAGCCGCCCGAAUAUGCCAUAAAAUCUGGAACGUCAAUGGCCUGUCCACAUGUAACAGGGGCUUCUGCAUUCAUAAAAUCAGUUCAUCCUAAAUGGACUUCUUCCAUGAUCAAAUCAGCACUCAUGACAACUGCAACUGUGUAUGGUAACAUGGGGAAACCGUUAACGAAUAGUUCAGGCUCCUUCGCCAUCCCACACGAGAUGGGAGUUGGAGAAAUAAACCCACUAAAAGCCCUUAAUCCGGGGUUAGUCUUUGAAACAACAACAGAAGAUUAUCUUAAAUUUCUUUGUUAUAAUGGGUCCCCAGAGAAAAAAAUCCGAUCCAUGUCAAUGGCAAACUUCAAAUGUCCAAGAAAAUCCUCUGAUGAUCUUAUUUCCGGCAUCAAUUAUCCUUCAAUCUCUAUAAGUAGACUAGACAAAAAUGGAGGUUUCCGAACUAUUAAAAGAAGUGUUACAAAUGUUGGACUCGCAAAUGUCACAUAUACUGUUGCUGUGCAUGCUCCAUUGGGAUUGAAAGUGAAGGUUUUGCCAAAAAAGAUUACUUUUGUUGAGAAUGUAAGAAGGGUUCCUUUCAAAGUGUCAUUUGAUGGCAGGGAAGCUUCCACUGGCUAUAAUUUUGGGUCUCUAACAUGGUCUGGUGGUCCAUAUUCAGUACGUAUGGUGUUUGCAGUCAAAGUUUAGUGAUAAAAUGGUCUUGUAAGAAAUAGAAAUUAACUAGCUAGUGAUGCUAGACAAAUUGGAGACAUAUGUUUAGUGAAAACAUUGAAUACUUCUUGCAGUUUUAUAUGUUAUUCUUUCUUUAUUUUUAAUUGACUACUGAACAAUAAGGAUAUGAAAUUUCAUGCAUUUAAUAACUUUUUUACAGAGUUAAUUACACUUUCGAGACUUGAGAUAGGUUAAAUUUUCAGAAAUAUUGUUACUUUAAAUUUAAA
This is a messenger RNA of Durio zibethinus, 3626 nucleotides long. RefSeq names its product CO(2)-response secreted protease-like. Lineage: Eukaryota; Viridiplantae; Streptophyta; Magnoliopsida; Malvales; Malvaceae. Gene Ontology annotation, molecular function: serine-type endopeptidase activity. The record is from RefSeq and is a predicted model, not a curated record. Gene Ontology annotation, biological process: proteolysis.